Molecule: messenger RNA, 1776 nt
Organism: Pseudozyma hubeiensis SY62
Lineage: Eukaryota; Fungi; Basidiomycota; Ustilaginomycetes; Ustilaginales; Ustilaginaceae
Exons: 1
Coding region: 1-1776 (591 amino acids)
Biological process (GO): transmembrane transport
Cellular component (GO): membrane
Molecular function (GO): transmembrane transporter activity
Source: RefSeq, a predicted model, not a curated record
AUGAACGCUGAAGACGUAGUCGAGACCGAAUCGUCAAUCUCUAGCAUCGCCGAGAAAGGCCCUAAAACAAGCAACCAGCCCGAGCCUCUCGCCGUGGUACCUCACCUUGCUGUCAACGAUGACGAGGAGGUGUGGUUCGUCGACGCUCAGUCGGGCGCUGUAGGCGCUACAUGGAAGCACAGAUUGCCUGCUAUCCUUAUGAUUCUCUUCUUCACGCUCGGAAGCAAUUUUGCUCAGUCGUCGCUCUCCCCGCUCAAAUCCACCAUCAAGAAGCAGAUCCCGUCUGUCACUAAUGCACGUUACGGAACUAUCGCAUCGGCCGAUCACCUAGUCAAUGGCAUCCUGCCACUGUUCUCGGGCAUCAUGGUGGAUUACUACGGCCCUAGCAUCACCUCUCUUUUCUCGUCGACUGCUAUCUUCAUAGGAACUAUCAUCCGAGCCGUAGGAGGACAGCGUCGCAGUUUUGGUACGAUCCUCGCCGGUCAAAUCAUCUUUGGUCUUGGCAGCACCACCAUCGAAACCAGCCAAUCGAAGCUCUACACUCACUGGUGCAGAGAUGGCACAGCUGUCGGCCAGGGCCACCUAGACGAUACCGAAGCCAAGCGGGCCGAAAAGUCGAACAAGUGGCACGGUGCCCUGUCGAGUGCCGGCUGGCUCGGUUUCGUCUACGGCCUUGACAUUGCCAUGGGUCGCGUGUUCAACGUGAUGGGCAAGAUGAGCUCGGUACCCGUGGCAGAAGCGACCGGCAAAUGGUACUGGUCUUUCUGGCUCUCUGCCAUCCUCUGCGGUAUCACGCUUAUCCUGAAUGCUGCCUACGUCGCAUUCGAGCGCACUCUGCCCAAGAAGAUGCAUGUGGUGACAGGGCGACAGCUCGCAGCGCAAGCAGCAUCGACAUUUACUGCGUCGUCUUCGAACAACAACUCUUCCGCCAGCAUUGCCGCGAAGCAGAAGCCUGAGAGGACGGUGCUUCGACCGUUCUCGCAGCGCUGCUGGCAGGUACUGACGCUGAGCAUAGGUGCGAUCCCCGCGUCGUUCUGGCUGAUCACCAUGACACAGGUGCUGCAGGCGGGCACUGUCAACACAUACACCUCCAAUCUGGCAGAGGUGGUAGAGAUCACUCGCGGCAAGACGGCGCUCAUGGCAGGCUACGCAUCGUCGGUAGGACAAGUGCCACCGAUCGUCCUGACACCCCUCCUCGGAAUCUUGCUGGACCUGUUCGGCCGACGAAUGUACUACGUCGCAGGAUGUGCGGCUUUGUGGGUGGUCGUCUUUUCGCUGCUUGCCUUCUCCACGGUCAACGCUUACCUUCCGGUGGUGCUCGGAAGCAUCGCGCUCUCAUUCAACGUGCUUCCGUUCAUCGCUUCGAUUCCAUUACUCGUCCCCAAUCAAGCCUCGAUCGGCACGGCUUUCGGGGUGUGGAAGUGCUUCAAUUCGGCUGGUUCGGUGACCAUGGACGUUGCUUUCGGUGCGAUUCAGGACCUCACACCGAGAGGCAAAACCCAGUUCCGAAACGCGUUCGCUUUCCUGAUCGCGCUCAAGGCCAUAGAUGUGGUUUAUGGUCUUUUGUACCACGUGAUCGACAAGCGCUACUUUGGUGGCGUUCUGAAGCUGAACGAACGCCAACUCAAGCAUAAGAGGGAGACGGAAUCCGAGCAAGAGAGGCAAGAGGCGCUUCGAAAGCCGAUCAAGAACUGGACAGCUGCUGGUUGCGGUUUGCUCAUCGCGAUUGUCGUCACCGGAUAUGUGUUGUACAUCACCUACUCGAUCGGCACUUGA